Molecule: messenger RNA, 6727 nt
Organism: Eleginops maclovinus (Patagonian blennie)
Lineage: Eukaryota; Metazoa; Chordata; Actinopteri; Perciformes; Eleginopidae
Gene: taf1
Product: TAF1 RNA polymerase II, TATA box binding protein (TBP)-associated factor
Exons: 41
Coding region: 318-6251 (1977 amino acids)
Biological process (GO): RNA polymerase II preinitiation complex assembly; DNA-templated transcription initiation; transcription by RNA polymerase II
Cellular component (GO): transcription factor TFIID complex
Molecular function (GO): DNA binding; TBP-class protein binding; RNA polymerase II general transcription initiation factor binding
Source: RefSeq, a predicted model, not a curated record
CGCUAGCUAGUUAGCUUAGCUGCAGUGUCUGUUUCAUAAAUAAAAACAAACGUUUUUUACCGAACAUGGCUGUGUAAAGACUGCAUAAAAUGCAUUUGUUGUCAUUUUUCGUUUGACCUCACAUUGCUGAUACAGCCAAAGGAAGCAAAUAUGUUUACAUACAUCUGAGUUAACGUAUUACAAGUUAUUUUGUCUAGCGAGAGCUAACAUAAUACGCUGCUUGAACUGUGUUUAGCAGAUUAGCUGAUAGCAUUCAGCAGCUACAGCAAGCUGGCUGAAAUACAAACGUAAUAAACCUGAAGUAAGAUUACGGAAGUAUGUCUGAUUCAGACAGUGACGAGGACCAAGAUCGCCCUUUUUCUAUAACUGGCUUCCUCUUUGGAAACAUCAACGAAGAUGGGCAGCUAGAGGAUGACAGUGUGCUGGACAAUGAGUCCAAAAAGCAUUUAGCUGGUUUGGGUUCUCUUGGUCUGAGUUCACUCAUUACAGAGAUCACUGCAAAUGAUGAGGAUGAUCAAGAAGAAAGCAGAGAUUCUGGGAAUGUGGAUGAAGAUGGUUGGGUGAAAAGCACAGACGAUGCUGUUGAUUAUUCUGACAUCAGUGAAGUUGCUGAGGAUGAGACAAAGAAAUACCGUCAGGCCAUGGGGUCUUUGCAGCCCGGCAGGCAAUCAGAUGAUGAGGAUGACUAUGAUGCCGAUUGUGAGGAUAUUGAUUCUAAGCUUAUGCCUCCUCCGCCACCACCAAUUCUGCCUACCGCUGUAAAGAAAGAGGAACCCGCCACUCAGAGCCCAACUGUUGGGGAAGAGGGUGAUGGCAUCAUCUUGCCCUCCAUCAUCGCACCAUCCUCUAACGCCGAUAAGGUCGACUUCAGCAGCUCCUCAGACUCUGAGUCAGAAACUGACCGUCCCUGCGAUGGCUCGGGGGCUGGAGGCCCCCCAGACAGUCUCACCCUCCCCCUUGCUGGCAUCAUGCAGAAAGAUGCUGCCAAAGCACUGCCAGGUGUCACAGAGCUCUUCCCAGAGUUCAGGCCUGGAAGGGUGCUUAGGUUCUUACGGCUCUUUGGUCCUGGAAAGAACAUGCCAUCAGUUUGGAGGAGCGCUCGCAGGAAGAAGAAGCGGAAGCACCGGGACCCUCAGCCUGGGACGCCUCCGCCAGAAGGAGAGCCCACAGAGCAAAGCCCAGAUAAAAAGUCUGGAUGGCUUUACGAGUAUGCGCCGCCUCCACCACCGGAGCAAUGUCUCUCUGACGAUGAGAUAACAAUGAUGGCUCCGGUAGAAUCCAAGUUUUCCCAGACGUGUGGUGACGGGGACAAGGAGACAGAGUCUAGACCUAAAGUAGCAGAAUGGAGAUACGGUCCGGCUCAGCUCUGGUAUGACAUGCUCGGCGUGCCUGAGGAUGGAAGCUAUUUCAACUACGGCUUCAAGCUAAAAGAAGAGCAGACCAGUGAGCAUCAGGAGCAGAGCAACCCUAAAGAAAUACAAGAGAGAGCUCAUGAGAUUCUGAGGCGAGAAGAGGACGACAAUAAUGAAAAUAAUGGAGGAGAUAAGGAGAUUUCGGACCUAGAGAAUGAGCUCUUCCUGAUGGUUACUCAACUGAAAUGGGAGGAAGAUAUUAUCUGGAAUGGGGAGGAUGUAAAACACAAGGGCACAAAGACUCAGAGAGCUAGCCUGGCUGGAUGGCUGCCCUCUAGCAUGACCCGCAAUGCCAACGCUUACAACGCGCAGCAGGGUCUGACGAGAAGUAAUUCCCUGUUGGUGCCACCCACGCCUCCCCCGAUGCCAAAAAUGCCUUCACUCACUGGCUCUAAGCGGGAGAAAAACAGCCAUGACCAUCAUACCUCUCACGAAGAAGGCUCUCCCUGGUUCUCCAUCUUCCCCAUUGACAGCGAGGAGUUGGUGUAUGGACACUGGGAAGAAAAUAUUAUCUGGGAUGACCAGGAGAUGGAUCACCUGCUCAUGCCACCUGUUCUUACACUGGACCCCAAUGAUGAGAAUAUCAUCCUAGAAAUGCCAAAUGAAAAGGAGGAGAUGACUUCCCACUCCCCGUCAAAAGAAAAUAAGAAGGAAACUGCAAUCAAAAAGAGCCGCAUCCUGCUGGGGAAGACGGGGGUGAUAAAAGAUGAGCCACAGCAGAACAUGUCCCAGCCUGAAGUGAAGGACCCCUGGAACCUCUCCAAUGAUGAGUGGUACUAUCCCAAACAGCAGGGCCUGAGAGGGACGUUCGGUGGAAACAUCAUUCAGCACUCCAUCCCGGCCCUGGAGCUGAGGCAGCCCUUCUUCCCCACUCACAUGGGGCCCAUGAAGCUGCGGCAGUUCCAUCGACCCAAUCUGAAGAAAUACUCGUUUGGAGCUUUGGCUCAGCCAGGUCCUCACGCUGUGCAGCCGCUGCUCAAACACAUUAAGAAGAAGGCAAAGAUGCGAGAGCAGGAGCGACAGGCAGCCGGAGGAGGAGACAUGUUCUUCAUGCGAACCCCGCAGGAUCUGACGGGUAAAGAUGGAGAUCUGAUCCUUGCAGAGUACAGUGAAGAGUACCCUCCUCUCAUCAUGCAAGUCGGCUUGGCCACUAAGAUCAAAAACUACUACAAGAGGAAACCUGGAAAAGAUCCUGGAGCCCCCGACUGUAAAUAUGGAGAGACCGUGUACUGCCACACAUCCCCUUUCCUGGGUUCCCUCCAUCCUGGACAGCUCCUGCCGGCUUUUGAGAACAACCUCUUCCGUGCUCCUAUCUACCUGCAUAAAAUGCCCGAGACAGACUUCUUGGUUCUGAGAACUCGACACGGCCUCUACAUUAGAGAGAUCGUGGACAUAUUUGUUGUUGGUCAGCAGUGCCCCUUAUUUGAGGUUCAAGGCCCCAACUCCAAGCGAGCAAACACUCACAUCAGAGACUUCCUCCAGGUGUUUAUUUACCGCCUGUUCUGGAAGAGCAAGGACCGGCCACGGAGAAUCCGCAUGGAGGAUAUAAAGAAAGCGUUUCCUUCACACUCCGAGAGCAGCAUCAGGAAACGGCUGAAGCUGUGUGCCGACUUCAAACGUACAGGGAUGGACUCUAACUGGUGGGUGCUGAAGCCGGACUUCAGAUUGCCCACGGAGGAAGAGAUCAGGGCCAUGGUGUCUCCAGAGCAGUGCUGCGCUUACUACAGCAUGCUGGUGGCAGAGCAGAGACUCAAGGAUGCUGGUUAUGGUGAGAAAUCCUUCUUUGCUCCAGACGAGGAGAACGAAGAGGACUUUCAAAUGAAGAUUGAUGAUGAGGUGCGAACAGCUCCUUGGAACACAACAAGAGCCUUCAUUUCUGCCAUGAAGGGGAAAUGUCUGCUGGAAGUGUCGGGCGUGGCCGAUCCUACAGGCUGUGGAGAGGGCUUCUCUUACGUCAAAGUGCCCAACAAGCCCACCCAACAGAAGGAUGACAAAGAGCCAACGCCUGCCAAGAAGACAGUGACGGGGACGGAUGCUGAUUUGAGGAGACUCUCGCUGAAGAAUGCCAAGCAGCUGCUGCGCAAGUUUGGAGUUCCAGAGGAAGAGAUCAAGAAGCUCUCGCGCUGGGAGGUGAUUGACGUGGUGAGGACGAUGUCCACAGAGCAGGCGCGUUCAGGCGAGGGACCCAUGAGCAAGUUCGCCAGAGGGUCUCGUUUCUCGGUUGCUGAACACCAGGAACGCUACAAGGAAGAAUGCCAGAGAAUCUUUGACCUGCAGAACAAAGUGUUAGAGUCGACAGAGGUGCUCUCUACAGACACAGACAGCAGCUCAGCGGAGGACAGUGACUUCGAGGAGAUGGGGAAGAACAUCGAGAACAUGCUGCAGAACAAGAAGACCAGCUCCCAGCUUUCCCGUGAGAGGGAGGAGCAGGAGAGGAAGGAGCUGCAGAGGAUGCUGAUGGGGGAGGAGAACGAUCGUGAUCACAAGGGACGAAAGGAGCGCCGUAAAGGCUUGUCCAGCUCCUUAUCCACCGGCUCCCACAAGGACGACGACACGUCCUCCGUCACCAGCCUGAACUCCUCGGCCACAGGGCGGAGACUCAAGAUAUACCGCACCUUCUGCGAUGAAGACGGCAAGGAAUAUGUCCGCUGCGAGACGGUGCGUAAGGCCUCUGUCAUCGACGCCUACACCAGGAUCAGAACCACCAAGGACGAGGAUUUCAUAAAAAAAUUUGCCGUCUUCGAUGAGCAGCACAGAGAAGAGAUGAGGAAGGAGAGGCGGCGUAUUCAAGAGCAGCUGAGGAGGCUGAAGAGAAACCAGGAAAAAGACAAGAUCAAGGGGCCUCCAGAGAAGAAGGCCAAGAAAGUCAAAGAGAGGCCGGACCUCAAGGUCAAAUUAAAGUGUGGAGCAUGUGGAGCCAUCGGACACAUGAGGACCAACAAGUUCUGCCCGCUGUACUAUCAGACCAACGCACCGCCUUCCAACCCUGUUGCCAUGACAGAGGAGCAGGAGGAGGAGCUGGAAAAGACCGUCAUCCACAACGACAACGAGGAACUGAUCAAGGUGGAGGGCACCAAAAUCGUGCUCGGCAAACAGCUCAUCGAGAGUGCUGAUGAGGUGCGCAGAAAGUCUUUAGUGCUUAAGUUCCCCAAACAGCAGCUCCCACAAAAGAAGAAGAGACGCGUAGGCAACGCCGUGCACUGUGACUACCUUAAUAAACCACACAAGGCCAUCCACCGCAGACGCACUGACCCCAUGGUGACCUUGUCGUCUGUGCUGGAGAGCAUCAUCAAUGACAUGCGGGACCACCCUAAUACGUAUCCAUUCCACACACCAGUGAAUGCAAAGGUUGUGAAGGAUUACUAUAAGAUCAUCACACGGCCCAUGGACCUGCAGACACUGAGGGAGAAUGUACGCAAGAGACUGUACCCGUCAAGGGAAGAGUUCCGUGAAGCCGUGGAAGUUAUCGUCAAAAACAGCGCCACCUACAACGGCGCAAAACAUCCCAUAACGCAGGUGGCCCAGUCCAUGCUGGACUUGUGUGAUGCUAAACUGAAAGAGAAGGAGGACAGGCUGGUGAGGCUGGAGAAAGCCAUCAACCCGUUGCUGGAUGAUGACGAUCAGGUGGCCUUCUCCUUCAUCCUGGACAACAUUGUGACCCAGAAAAUGAUGGUUGUUCCCGACUCAUGGCCAUUCCACCAUCCUGUCAACAAAAAGUUUGUGCCCGAUUAUUACAAAGUCAUCGUAUGCCCCAUGGAUCUGGAGAACAUCCGCAAGAACAUUUCCAAACACAAAUACCAGAACCGGGAUGUGUUCCUUUCCGACGUCAGUCUCAUCCACGCCAACAGUAUCAAGUAUAAUGGCGCAGAGAGUCCUUACACUAGGACUGCUCUGGAUAUUAUCAGUGUGUGCAAGCAAACCUUGGCAGAGUACGAUGAGCACCUGACGCAGCUGGAGAAAGACAUCUCUACAGCUAAAGAGGCGGCGCUGGAUGCAGCUGACCUGGAGUGUCUGGACCCGAUGACCCCCGGGCCGUACACACCGCAGCCUGCUGAUCUGUUUGACAGCGGGGCGUCAGGGAGUCUGCCCAGAGACACCAGCAGCCUGUUCUCUGAGGGACCGCUAGUGGUUGCUCCAGAGAAGAGAGGGGGGCAGGGUCGCCAUGGCAGAAGACCCGGGGAGGAAGAGUCAGAUGUGGACAUUGAAGGCUUUGAGGAGGAAGAUGAUGGCAAACCCAAAACUCCUGCUCCUGCCGAGGACGCAGACGGCGAUCUCGAGGACGACGAUGACGAAGAGGACAUGUUGCUGCCGCCUCGCAGACGGUUGCUUGACCGUGAAGAUGAGGAGGAGGAGGAGGAAGACGAUGGACUGUCUAACCGGCCGGCACAAGCCAGCGUGCUGUACCAGGACCUGUUAAUGUCUGACGGAGAGGACGAUGCCAGCGAAGAGGAGGGCGACAACCCCUUCUCCUCCAUACAGCUGUCGGAGAGUGGCAGUGACUCUGACAGAGGGGUGUACGUGCGACCUGCUCCUCCACGAAGAACUCUCCACGAGAGCAUGAUGUCAUAUGAAGGGGACGUGCCUGAUGUGCCUCACAUGGAAGACAGCAACGUCAGCUACGGCAGCUAUGAGGAGCCAGAGAGCCGGAGCCAGUUGCAGCCCUCCAGCAUGGUACACGGAGAAGAAUACGGCAUCAGCGAAGAGGAGGAGGAAGACGAAGAAGAUGAAGCACGGAGGCGAGGCCCAGCUGUGCUCUCCAUGGUCCAGCUCAGUGAAGACGAGGAGAGCGAAGAAUUCAGAUCAAUAGGAGGAGACAGCGACAUGGACUCUGACAACUAGUGACAUUUUAUUUUCUCCUGACCCGCAGUAUUUGGAAAACAUUGUUUAUAAUCACAGUUUUAUGUGGAGGAAAUCCGAUGUUGUAAAUACAAAUUUUGUAAAUGAUGGUUAUUGUUUGUAGCUUCCUCCAGCCUUUUUAUAUGUUGUAUCUUGACAUCUGUGUGUACAUUUGUUAUGCACACACAGUUAUACCGUCAAUCAUAUACCGUGCUGUCAAAUAAUCUAGAAGCUGCUUUUCUAUCCCACUUCCUGAUUAAAAAAAAAUAGAAUAAACACACUGAAGGUUAUCAGACAGCUCUUUGAAAAACACAAAUGAAGGUACUACUAACAGACAUUAGGCUCAGAUCAGCAAACAUUUUAUUCUUCCUCUGUUGAAAAUGUAGUAUUCUGAUAGUUUUAACUCUCCAAGUGCUAAUAACUUAUCAAGCUUUGUGAAAUAAAGUGGUUUGAAUCUGGUUUUAAAAAACCCCAAAACA